AUGAUAAUUGGUUCUAAAUUGGCUUUUGAAGACAACCCACCUUUUGAUCACCCUUCAACCUAUAGAAGUCUUAUUGGCGCACUCCAAUACCUUACACUCACACGUCCGGACCUGUCCUUUGUGGUCAACAAACUUAGCCAAUUUCUUAAAGCUCCAAUAGUGAAUCAUUGGCAAGCCUGCAAGCAUGUUCUUCGGUAUGUUCAAGGGCCCCUUCAUCAUGGUUUAACUUUCACCAAGAGUGACACCUUACAGUUGGAAGGCUAUGCUGAUGUUGACUGGGCAAGCAACAUUUCUGAUCGCAAAUCCACCAGUGGAUAUUGCAUCUUUCUUGGUUCCAACUUGGUUCAGUGGAGUUCCAAAAAACAAGCAGUUGUGGUCUUGUCCUCUGCUAGAGCCGAGUAUAGAGCUCUUGCCCAAGCCUCUAUUGAAAUUGCUUGGCUUUAA
Messenger RNA from Pistacia vera, 444 nucleotides. RefSeq names its product secreted RxLR effector protein 161-like. The transcript has a single exon. The record is from RefSeq and is a predicted model, not a curated record. The coding region runs from base 1 to 444 and encodes 147 amino acids. NCBI's taxonomy places the organism in Eukaryota, Viridiplantae, Streptophyta, Magnoliopsida, Sapindales, Anacardiaceae.